UAAAAAAAAUAAAAUUAAGACAGAACAGAAGAGACACGCAAACAUAUCCAUUAGGGUCACAACGGUUCUUGCAGCGGCUUAUUUACCAGAAAGGAAAGAAAUCCGAAUAUUUUUUUGUGUCUCUAAAGGUAAGGGCUUUUAAGUGAAGAGAGUUAGGUACUGUGUCCGUCAGGUGAAGAGAUACGAAGAUGGAUAACACAGAAGAACUUGUCUCCAUUGAGCUACCAGCUCCUGCUUCAUGGAAGAAACUGUUUUAUCCAAAAAGAACUGGUACUCCGAGAAAGACAGAGAUUGUGUUCGUGGCCCCAACCGGUGAAGAGAUCAGCUCGCGUAAGCAGUUGGAGCAGUACUUAAAAGCUCAUCCUGGCAACCCUCUCAUCUCUGAGUUUGAGUGGACGACUGGAGAAACUCCAAGGAGGUCUUCAAGGAUCAGCCAAAAGGUGAAGGCAACGACGCCUACUCCGGACAAAGAACCCCUCAUGAAGAAGAGACGAUCUUCUCUCACGAAGAAGGACAAUAAGGAGGCUGCUGAGAAGAACGAAGAGGCUGCUGCGAAGGAAAACAUGGAUGUUGACAAGGAUGGACAGAAGGAAAACGCAGAGGGUGAGAAGGAGAAAGAGGCUGAGACGACUGAGGCUGAGAAGGAGAACAAAGAGGGUGAAAAGACUGAGGCUGAGACCAAAGAGGGAGAAGUUGUGGCGGACAAGAAAGAGCCUGUUGAAGUGGAUACCUCUUUGUUGGAGAAAAAGACUGAGGGUGGAGGUGGAGUUGAAGAACCUCCCAAAGUUGAAGGCCUCAAGGACACUGAAAUGAAAGAGGCUCAGGAAGUUGUUGCUGAGGAUGAUGGAGAGAAGAAGCCUGCAGAGGAUGAGACCGAGAAAAAAGGCAGCGCGACAACAGAAGCUAACGGAGAACAGANGUUUUCUUGGGGGUCAAAUUAG
This is a messenger RNA of Camelina sativa (false flax), 941 nucleotides long. RefSeq names its product methyl-CpG-binding domain-containing protein 10. Gene Ontology annotation, molecular function: DNA binding. NCBI's taxonomy places the organism in Eukaryota, Viridiplantae, Streptophyta, Magnoliopsida, Brassicales, Brassicaceae. The record is from RefSeq and is a predicted model, not a curated record.